Brugia malayi is the source of this 1011-nucleotide messenger RNA. RefSeq lists its product as uncharacterized. The record is from RefSeq and is a predicted model, not a curated record. The transcript has 6 exons. Gene Ontology annotation, biological process: regulation of dopamine secretion; cellular response to calcium ion; calcium-ion regulated exocytosis. The coding region runs from base 1 to 1011 and encodes 336 amino acids. NCBI's taxonomy places the organism in Eukaryota, Metazoa, Nematoda, Chromadorea, Rhabditida, Onchocercidae. Gene Ontology annotation, molecular function: syntaxin binding; calcium-dependent phospholipid binding; phosphatidylserine binding.
AUGACACAUGGAACCGAUUUAUCAUUGUAUCAACAAGGUGCUGAGACAUCUACCAGUUCGGUACCAGAUAUUCCCAGGCGGUCUACCGUGCGAACGAGUAAUUCUUGGCCAGAAAAUGAGCCAAGGCCAACAGGGCUUGGCUUAAUACAUUGCUCAUUGCAACAUUUUCCAAUUAGAAAACGUCUUCGUGUUUCACUUUUAAAAGCAGAAGGAUUAGCAGGUAAAUUGAAACCGGAAUUAGAAAUUCAUGCUUUUUGUAAGGUAUCGCUAGCACCAGGUGGCAAACCACAAAAUUCAAUUGUGAAACGUGGACGUGACGUUGCGUUCAAUCAGGAAUUUUUCUUUGACAAUGUAUUGGUGGAUGAUUUAAGCGAGAAAUGUCUUGCAAUAACAGUUUAUCAUCAAUCACCGCAGAAACUUCAAAAAGAUGUUAUCAUCGGUGAUAUGUAUUUAUCAUUGAAAAGCUUAAGCGAAUUACGAUCUAAAAAAGAAGUAAAAAUUGUGGAAGAAUUAAAAUAUCGCAUUAAUUCAAAGAAAUUAGGAAAAUUAUGCAUAACAACAUGUCUGGAAAAAAAAGCAUCUCGCUUAACGAUUAAUAUUAUCAAAGUGGAAGAUUUACCAAAAGGUGGCAUUACUGGACCACCUGACGUAUGUAUCCGUGUACUUUUAACGCAAAACAACGUGACACAAACAAAACAAAGUCGUAUAAUCAAAGGAACGUGUAAUGCAACGUUUAAAGAAGCGAUUAUGUUUUUGGUAAAAACAAAAUCAAUUGAUCUCGAGAAUACCAGCAUUGUUAUUUCUGUUCAUGAUUUAUCCAGGACAAUUGCUGGUGAUGAUUUAAUUGGUUCGGUAUAUCUCGGUAAAUUAGCAAUUGAUAAAUCGGAACAUGAACAAUGGAAAAAUACAAUGGAACAUUUAGGAAAAGAAUUUAAAGGUAUUCAUCAUCUUAAGGCACGUGUAGAAGCGCCAAAUGUUCACGUAACGGAGGCAACGUCAGAUUCUGAAUGA